Molecule: messenger RNA, 2324 nt
Organism: Ostrinia furnacalis (Asian corn borer)
Lineage: Eukaryota; Metazoa; Arthropoda; Insecta; Lepidoptera; Crambidae
Product: clavesin-1
Exons: 6
Coding region: 358-1236 (292 amino acids)
Cellular component (GO): membrane
Molecular function (GO): phosphatidylinositol bisphosphate binding
Source: RefSeq, a predicted model, not a curated record
UGUAUAAAACCGGCGGGGCAAUGCGCGCGCGCACACUCGUCUGCGCCUCUCACCGCCGCACGAUUGAUUUCCCGCCCUUUGCCAUUUUCACCGGCGUGUGAGUUUCCACAACGCGAGUGAGGUUAGCGCAUGAAUUUCACAAUUUAUCAUAAUUUUAUUUUCGUUAGUGCCUACAACUGGAGCGAAAUAACUAGUUCGCGAUCGACUGUGUCGUGUGUUGUACUUAUUGUUUAGUGUGCAUGUGUCCGCAAUUAACGUUCGGCAAUCGGCAAUUUAAUUGCUAAAUUAAAUACGUCGCAUUUACGCCGUUAUUGAAAUAUCGAGCAAACUCUGAAUAUUCUGGUCUCGUGAACAAAGAUGAGUUCCCGGAGUGGUUUGAAGAUAGAAAGGGGCAUUGAGCUCACGCCCGUGCUGAAGGAGGUGGCUGAGAGAGAGCUGAGAGAGACUCCAGAGAGGGUUCGGGAGGCCCUGGAGAGACUGAGGGAACUGCUGAAGGACAACAAAGACCUGUACUUUGGAGACGACGAUGAGCUCCUGACCAUAUUCCUACGCCCUUGCAAAUGGUACCCGGAGAGCGCAUUGGCAUUGAUGCGUCGGGUUGCCGAAUUCAAGCGCGACAACGCGAAUCUACUGGCAGGGCUGCUCCCUGAGCACGAGGAGAUCGGAUUCAUCAACCACAGAAUCGCCAAUGUCCUUGUAAACCGAGACCACAAAGGCAGGAGGGUGCUCAUCGUUAAUUGCGGAAGUUUAUGGGACCCAAAGAAGAUCACCGUGGACCAAGUGUUCCGGAUCUUCUACCUGAUCCACGUGGCGUCUGUACUGGAGACGGAGUCGCAGAUCAUGGGCUGCAUCAUCAUCAUGGACUUCAGCAAUAUGGGAUGGGCACAGGCUAUGGCGUUUACACCGUCUUCAUCGAAGCGUCUACUGACGUUCAUCCAGGAAGCCAUGCCCACGCGCCUCAAGGAGGUGCACUUCAUCAACCAGCCGAUGGUCUUCAACGUCGUCUGGAACAUGUUCAAGCCUUUCAUCAGGGAAAAGCUGCGGAAUAGAAUCUUCUUCCACGGCUCGAAGAUGGCGUCUCUCCACAAGCAUGUCCCAGCCUCCCACCUGCCCAGCAACUACGGCGGGGAACUCCCAGCAGUGGACUACUCCUCCGCGGAAUGGUACCCCGUACUGCGCGACGUAGAGCCCUUCAUCAAGACCUAUGACAGCUACGGAUUCGCCAAGAAGACGUAACGCUCACAACUAGUAGACUGGACCACACACUGUAGAUGACGCUUUGACAUCAGCCAUGACGUGGCAGCAUAUCAGGUUAUACAUUUUUGUUGAAAAACCUAUGACAACUAAUAUAAAAUACCACAGUGUGUGACUUGAUGUGCCGUCGUCUGUACUAUUUGAAGGCUUUAUGAAAAAGAUGUUAUCGAAUGGGUUUUAGACAAAUGUUCACUUUAAAUCAACUUGUGUGAUGCCUUUUGCGCCCAUUACCUUAAGUGUGGGGUUUAUAACAUUUAAUAUUCUGAUACAAAUGUUGCAAGUGUUUGUAAAGGAAUAGAUUAUUUAGGUAAAUAUUUAUAUUUAGUGUAAUCUGAGCACCAGUAGUAUAACAAUGAUUACUAAAAUCUAAAGGUUUGAUAUUCCAAAUAUGUGUUAAGAGUAGAGCAAUAUUUAGAGAGUAUUUCUUUAAGAUGCUAAAAUGCAAAUAUUUUUAUAUUGUUUAUGAACUGUGUGAAUAGGUCUGAAAAAUACAACAUAAGAUAGCUGUGUUAUCAUUGUAUAAGUUGUUGUAGCGUAUUUUGUAAGUUUAGAGUAAACAGUUGUUUGAGUAGUACAAGGGAUGUGAUUUUGAGCGGAACUCAUGACAUGUUUGUAGAAGAAUAUUUAGAAUCAAUAGAGGACAUGUUUUUUUUACAUUUUUAUUGUACCAGGAGACGUAUUUACCUAUAAAGCAUCAAAAUUCAUAUUAUAAUAAAUCACAUACGACCUUUUGUACGAUUUAAAAUAUCAAAAAAUACUGUAUGACAAAGANGGCAAAGAAUAGUGAAAGUGAAACUGAGCUCAGUUUUAGAGCGAUUGUUGAUAAAAAAAUUGUUCUCUAGCGAAUGCGUGUAUGAUGCUAGUUUCCAUUGUGGACAGCAUCGAGGCUGUGAAUGUUCUAGAUGUGCCAGUUAAGUACCAUAUUCAUUAUAGUGUAAUAUCAUGACAUUAUACAUGGUGUGUUUUUUAGGAGUUAUUACGUGUAAACGAUGCCAGAAUGUGUAUUGUAGGAACUGAAAUGCUAUCAGUUUAAUAUUCGCCAACCUAGAACAUACCUACGCAUUUACCAC